Eublepharis macularius is the source of this 3915-nucleotide messenger RNA. RefSeq names its product ubiquitin specific peptidase like 1 (gene USPL1). Gene Ontology annotation, biological process: protein desumoylation; Cajal body organization. The record is from RefSeq and is a predicted model, not a curated record. Gene Ontology annotation, cellular component: Cajal body. NCBI's taxonomy places the organism in Eukaryota, Metazoa, Chordata, Lepidosauria, Squamata, Eublepharidae. The transcript has 9 exons. The coding region runs from base 202 to 3354 and encodes 1050 amino acids. Gene Ontology annotation, molecular function: SUMO binding.
GGGACACGCCGGAAGCUGCGCAAGCCCUCGGCCCGCUUGAACGUCCAGAUGACGUAGCCUGAGGAGCCGGUGGUGGGGUUCGUUGCGGUCCGACCUGGCACCUUGCUCGUGGCGCACGGAGAGUCUGCGGGCGAUAUGGAAAAAAAUCCUUAAAAGUUGAAAAUGUUGCAAGUGACAUGAUAAUUUAGCCAGUGCCUCAGAAUGAUGGAUUACCAGAAGAUUGGACAUGGUUUGCAAGUUGCUGGUAUAGGGGCAUCUGCACUCCACAUGGUGGGGUAUUUGGGAAAAGGUUGUAAUUCUGCUGAAAUAAUUCCAGAUGGACACUGCCCUCUUUGCAAAAAUAAAGGUCUACUGCAAGCUUUAAGAAAAUAUCGCAUCAGUUUUCAAGAGUCUGUUUCCUUAUGUGAAAAUCCUCAGUGCAUCUACCCUCUAGGAUUUGAAUCACUAAGUAACAUUAUAGUUCCUAUUGAUCCAAAAGGUUAUCCAUCUUGGGGCACUUGUCGGAAAAGAAAAUUCUUUGAAACAAACUUGGUAACCACUCCUGCUGAAUCCUGCUCAAAACCUGAUCUUGUUCCCAAGGGCAAUGGAGAGAAUCUGUCUGGAACUCAUUCAGGACAACCUGUUUUUUCACCAGCUAGUCAGAGCAGUUUUAGUAGUACAAUGGAAUCCACACAGCAGGAAAUUGGCUUGGAAAAGGAAGCUCAAGAAGAUCCACCUCAUGCAUUCAUUGUGCAGAAACCUUUUUUAUCAAAUUCUGAACCUUGUUCAUCAGUGUCUAAAAUUUUGCCUCAAGACAGCAACUCUGUGUCAGAGCCGCAGUGGCUUCAGUGGAAGAAUGUACAUGCUCUCUGUUGGUUAGAUUGCAUUCUGUCAAUACUAGUACAUUUAGAAACAUUAAAAAUAAUUUUGGCGGGAUCUGUCUUAGAAAAUUCAUCACUAACCCACAGACUGCUUGCAGAAUACAAUCGAGCAACAGCACUUGUGAACAAUUGCGAAAGAGGUGAACACAUUUCAGAGGUUCCUGUAGAUGUUCUUUCAAGGGCUGAAUCGCACCUUAAUGAAAUCAGAAAUACGGUUUUUGCACAACUUCAGCCUCGACUUCAGUGUCAGUUGGGUAAAAAGGAAAGCCCAGUGUUUGCAUUCCCGCUAAUUUUACAGAAUGAUCCUCAAAUAGAGAAAUUCUUUCUCCAUUCGUUUUCAUGGAAGUUUCAAUGUUUACAGUGUGGCCACCAAGUUAGUGACAGGUGUCAGAAGACCUUAACAACAUUUACAAAUAUAAUCCCAGAAUGGCACCCACUAAAUGCUGUCCAUAUUGCUCCUUGCAAUAAUUGUAAUCAUAGAACUCAAAGAAGAAAAAUGGUUCUGGAAAAGAUCCCCUCAAUACUGAUGAUGCACUUUGUUGAAGGCUUGCCACAUAAUGACCUGAUGACAUAUUCAUUUCAUUUUCAAGAGGAUUUCUAUCAAAUAACAGCUGUAAUUCAAUAUCUGCAGGAGCCAAAGCACUUUGUAGCAUGGAUCUCUAACUCAGAUGGAACAUGGCUUGAGUGUGAUGACUUAAAAGGUUCAUAUUGCAGUAGGCAUGAAAGAUUUGGGGUGCCUCCCUCUGAAGUUCACAUUGUCAUCUGGGAAAAAAAGCCACAAAGAGUGAUAAAGGAACUGGAUUUGCAGUUGCAGAAAGAGGGAGCUGGGGAAGUUCCUCAGAAAGCACAGCCAAAUUCUUCAGAGAAACAUCUUGGUGAUGAGGCUGUGGAUAAGGCACCUUUAAUUUGCCAUGGAGAGGACCCAUUGAACGCUCAUUCCAGUGACACACAAGACAUAGUUGGCAGCGACAAAUGUCAUUCACUUUGGGGCUUUGAAAACUUUGCAGAUGAUGAUGAGAUUACAUUGACUCUUGUAAAUGUUACUCCUAACUCUAACGAUAAACCACUGGAAGAUAACAAGUUAACAGAGAAAAAUCUAGUAGCUGAAACGUUGCCGCAGCAAGAUCCAGGCAGGGUUGAUGUGUCUUCAUUGUUAGAAAAUACCUAUGUUCCCUUGCACAGAGGACAACCAAACAAUGAAAGUACCACAUUUAUUAUGUCAGCACUUUCUCCAAACAAUAACAGAGACUCACCAGAAACCUUACCAAUUCGAACAGCAGUAGCUCAAAGUAACCCAAUUCCUGUCUUGAAUAGCGUUGGCUUGGACCCAGACAAGCUACAGAACAAUAUCAGCAGGAAAAAAACCCUGAACACUGUGCAGGAAUUGCCUAAUGCUGUGGGACACACAAGAGAAAUGGCUAUCAAUUGCCAGGUUUCUGCUCCAAAUUGUUCCUCCCAGUUACCCUGUCAAAGCAAAGUGAAACCGUUUGUAACAAGUUGGUUAAAGAAUUUACAUGGGAAAAAAACUUCCUUUAUGCCUAAAAGUGUCUCCGUUUGUAAAACAGAGAGUUCUCAAAAGCCUCUUCAGAAAGGAGCUGUCUUAAAUCCACUCGUUAAGGGGCCAGCCCACUUUGGUGGCUUCAUAGGUAAGUGUUCACAAAGAGAGCUCAAGAAGUCAGCAAAGAGAGCACUUCCUUCAUUACCCUCCACCAUUCCUCCUCUUGCAAACAACUCUAUAGAGAAACAGAUCUUUGGAAGUGAAGGAACUGUGAACAGCAUCACAGUUACUUCUAUUGUAAAUAAGCUAGAUCAGGCCAAACAAAGUCGCAGUAGAAAUCAAAACUUUACAGCUGUUGAGAAAGAUGAGGACUCAAAUGCUAAUAAAGCACGCCAGUGGCGUAUCCAAUUUCGUCAACUGCUUAAAGAUAAAAAAGAGAGACUUGCUUUAUUAGAGAAGCAGGCAAACACCCAGUUGCAUAACAGAAGCUCUCCCAAGAAAAGCAUUAAGGAGCAGUCGCAGCUUGGAUCCCAGAAGGAAAAUGAUUCCCUGCAGAGCUUGUUAAGGGAACUGCAGUGCCAGAUUGAUAUUGAAGAUGGCAAAUCUCUGAAUUCUCCGGGCACCAGUAUGUCCCAGUGCAGUAGUUUAAGUUAUGAUGAUAUUUUAUCUGAGCUGCUUUCUCCUGCUACAACUGUUGCUUCUUUGGAGCAUCCAACAGAAGAAGAAUGUAAAUAUCUAGAAAUGGGGGGUUGCGGGAUAGAAUCUCCAGUAUCUAAUGAGAAAAUUGAGGGUGCACAGUACUUGGAGCAUGAUUACUGUGUUCCUGAAAAGGAAAGUUUAUAUGGGGGUCAUCCAGACAUGUUGGAAACCAAAUCGCCCCUAAAGAAAUUUAACUUUCAGAGCCCCACAGAACAAGGUAUUCUUGAAGAGCUAUUACCCAGUUCGGUGCUGAAUUCAAUAAUGGAUGAAUUUGAUGAAAAUCUGUUACCAUUGUGAAUUGUGUUCUAACAAUUUCAGAUUUUUGUAAUUAAAUGGCUUUGAAGCAAAGCGUAACUAAUUUGCCUAUGGUUCUACUUGAAUAUUUAAAAUGUAAAAUCCUGUGAGAUGUUUUAUUCUUAAUAAAGUGAUUUUUUAAAUCCUUCAAAAUGUAUGAGCCAGAAGAGAUGAAAACUUUAUCAAAUAGAGGUGAUGAAAGUAUGUAGCAUUAUUUUUUUUUGUUAAAGAUUAGCUUUUUAAUGGUUUUGUCCAAUUAAAGAGGGUCCUGCAAGAUUGCAAAUCAACAAAAGCUGAUUUUCUAGAGGAUCAUGAACUAUGCACAGAUUUGGGUUGCAGACUUGUGUUUUCUCAAGUUUUCAUAGUGUAUUUAGCUGAAUACCCUUUUCUCAGAGUGAUUGCAUCUCAUCCUCAUUACACGCACUCUACAUAUGUAUUGUGUAUCUCUAUACACACACACACAUGCAUAUUUAUGUAUUAAAUACAUAUGUGCCUAUGUGCGGAUUGAAAUAGUCAAUACAGUUUUCCAUGCUGAAGUUUAGCAAUGAGUUGUAGGAAUAAAAA